Molecule: messenger RNA, 1692 nt
Organism: Botrytis deweyae
Lineage: Eukaryota; Fungi; Ascomycota; Leotiomycetes; Helotiales; Sclerotiniaceae
Exons: 3
Coding region: 1-1692 (563 amino acids)
Source: RefSeq, a predicted model, not a curated record
AUGUUACCAUUGAUGGGUAACCAGGAGAAUACGUUGAACAAUUGGGCUUCAAAUAACCUGGGCAGGCCUCGGGAUAGCUCCAUGGUCUUUUUAAUGAGGGAGACAGGUCUACAGCAAGAACAAAUAGAUCACUGGUGGACCAGUCAAGAGAAUACUCGUCCCAAUGUAACAAUUACGUCUGGAGAAGUAGGGCUGUUUUCUGAGAUUGACGCGUGUGGUUCUGAAAGCCGCAAUUCCAAACGUGCACACCUCGACUUUUCAGACUCGACACCCAUUUUAUUGGGCAACAACACACAAGACUUCGAUGCAGCGUUUUCCGGUCUUGAUGAUUGGUCUCCUCUCGAACAAUCAUGUUAUGAUUUGCAUGGACCAUCCUCCACGGAUCUGAUGAAUUUUCAACCCCACGGAAAUUGGUGCGAUCAGUCGACGGAGCAUGGUCUCCUUCACUCAGAUACUAUGACAUCCUCCGAUACCGAUUCAGUAUCGUCGAUAUCAUCAGGUUAUGAGAGUAAGCGCACUUCAAACAGAUCAUCCGGACGUACUUGGGGCACUACAUCAACGCUUUUCUCCGUAGACGAAGCCCAGGAGACAGGCCCAACUAACUCACCUCAGAGUUUCCCGUAUCAUCAGACCACACAGCCAGCAAAUUUGGCUUCGGUUACAGAUUUUCAACACAAAUUAGCUGGUGAUCUCGAUACAAGCGAGUUCACUACUCGACACUACAGCUUAGAAUCUAGCCCUCAACCACCUACAAGCUUGAGACGCAAAUCAAACACCAAUCUCAAUUCUAAGAAACUACCAAAUGUACCUCAGAAGCUUUUGAGAUAUAGCUGUACUAUCUGCCGGCAACCAUUUGAACGUAAAGGUGCUAAGGGCGACUGGAAAAGGCACGAACAAACAAAGUGCGAGCAACAGAAACUGUGGUACUGUAUGUCUGAAGAGCCCACUUUUCAAGCACAUAAUAUUUGGUAUUGCAUGUUAUGCAAUCAUGCUGAUGGAAAUCGCAAUGAGAUGAUUGGCCAUCUAAUUAAGGAACACCGAUUUCAAAAUUGCUGGAGUAAACCUUUGUCUAAAAGGAGCCAUCCCAGGAAGGACAAGUUAAGGGAUCAUUUGAAGAAACAUCAUGCUUUAUCGGAAGGAUCCAAUGGUUGGGAAGCAUGGCAUCAAGAUUUGCCCGAAAAAAAGGCUUGGGGCUGCGGCUUCUGUGGUGGUUGCUUUUUCACUUGGGAUGCAAGACUUGACCAUAUUGCCGAGCACUACGAAAAGCAAGGUCUUGAUGUAUCAGAAUGGUCAUUGACGAAUGUAAUCAAAGGCUUGCUCAAACAACCUAGAGAAUGGGAUGUAUUGACUGCUUGGAACACAAUCGUUGGUCACAAUGAAAAUUCCUGUACAUGGUCAGAUAAUAACGCUCUGAUGUUGCAGCGCAAGCUAGAGUAUCGCGACGGCACACCACAGAGUCUGGCCGAAGAGGCGAGAAGAUUGGCUGAAAUAUCUCCUCACAACUCCGUGCCGCAGACUUGGCCCCUCUAUGAAUCUCGUGCAGUAAGACUAACACGAGAUUUGUUGACUGGGCCUCCGAGAAAAAAUCCUUUAAACAGGCACGGCGGCGUCUUCUAUGGGGAACCUUCUUGGGCACAUGUUAAGCACGCAGAUUUCGGAAUGCAAGGUGAUAAUUAUGGUGGAUAUAUUUAA